AUGAACCGGGACAAUACUUCUGGCGAACUGUCCCAAGGAACGGUCUCGCCUUCACGUCCAUCUACUAGCUCCACCGAGAUUGCAGUGGCCGUGAACCCGACGCCGGAAGAGGACCUCUACGCUGCCGCACUCGCCAUGAGGGAGGCCAUUUCUCAGGACGACGACCCAGGAGAAGAUGGCCACGAGGGCGACGACGAGGACGACGACGAGGACGACGACGACGAUGAGGAGGAGGACGAGGAGGAGGAAGAAGAGGAGGAAGGGCCGGGAGGAGGAGGAGGAGGAGGAGGGGUCGACGACAGCAACAACGCAUUCGCCUUUGACGACGACAUGGACCGGUACCCGGCCUCCAUGACCAGCUCGGUGCGCGACCACCUGUACGAGGGCGGGCUGCGGUACCACGCCUACCGCGCCGGCAAGUACGCCUUCCCCAACGACGAGACGGAGCAGAACCGCGACGACAUGAAGCACACCAUGACCCUCAUGCUGUGCCACGGCGCCUACUUUUACGCCCCCGUUGAGGAGGUCCUGAAGAGGGGCGGCGAGGUGCUGGAUCUGGGCACCGGGACGGGAAUAUGGGCGAUGGAACUUGGCGACAAGUACCCAAACAGCACCAUAACCGGCAUCGACCUAUCCCCGAUCCAGCCCACGUUCGUCCCAGAAAACGUCCACUUCUUCGUCGACGACUUUGAAGAAGACUGGGUCGACCCGCCCAAUAAGUACGACUUUAUCCACAUACGCCACACUCUCCAUUCCGUCAAGGAUGUCGACGCCCUCCUGAGCCGAGUAAUGCGCCACCUCAAGCCAGGCGGCUACUUUGAGAUCCAAGAACUGGGCGCCACCCCCCAGUCGGACGACGGCACGCUGACCCCCGAGACGCCAUACGCCCUGCGCGACUACAUCAACUUUAUCAUCGCCGGCCUGCGCGUCCUCGGGUCGGACGGCCACGCGGUGCUGCGCAUGCCGGAGCGGAUGCGGGCCGCCGGGUUCGAGGACGUGCGGCGGACGACGCACAAGUGCCCGCUCGGCGCCUGGCCGCGCGACCGCCGCCUGCGCUUCUGCGGCCUCUUCCUGCGCACCGCCCUCAUGGACGGCCUGCGCGGCCUCAGCCACCGGCCCCUGACCGCCCUCGGCUGGACCCAGCUGCAGAUCGAGAUGUUCCUGGUCGACGUCCGCAAGGCCCUCAUGGAGUCCAGCGUGCACGCCUACUUUACCCUGUACAUGAUCCACGGCCGGAAACCGCUGAGCUGA
This is a messenger RNA of Thermothelomyces thermophilus ATCC 42464, 1251 nucleotides long. RefSeq lists its product as uncharacterized. The transcript has 5 exons. NCBI's taxonomy places the organism in Eukaryota, Fungi, Ascomycota, Sordariomycetes, Sordariales, Chaetomiaceae. The record is from RefSeq and is a predicted model, not a curated record. Bases 1 to 1251 code for a protein of 416 amino acids. Gene Ontology annotation, molecular function: methyltransferase activity.